UAGCAGCCAUAAUAUUUGUUUUCGCAGUUAUGAUAAUAUUGUACUACCCUACUGUUUGCCCAGCAGUCACUCGGUUUACAACGGACACGGUAGACAGCUCCGGAAAGUAUCGUAAAGGACCAACGUAGUAGUGUCGGCGCUACCAUGAUUUCUUGUACGUUAUUACUCGUUGUAGUAAGUUUCUUCGUUAGUGCCAAAGAAACCGCUGCUAAUAGGCAUUUCAGACAAAGUCCUUCGUUCGGCAAUUAUUUCGCGGACAAGAGACGACCUCUGCUACAGACCCGAGAAUACGAUUCGAAUUUCUGGAUGGGACGCGGUAUGUUCGAUCUGAAUCGUCGACUGAAAGUGUUGGAAAGUCCAAUCGUCGGCAGAGCUAAAAACAUCGUCUUCUUUUUGGGCGACGGUAUGUCCUUAUCCACGGUGACUGCGGCAAGAGUUUACAUGGAACAGACGUCAGGCAGUUCGUUCCCAAAUGGCAACGCCUCUUUGUCUUUUGAAUAUUUCCCAUACACGGGUCUAGCUAGAACCUAUUGUGUAGAUAAACAAGUGGCCGACUCUGCUUGUUCGUCCACGGCUUAUAUGACCGGCGUCAAAGCGAAUUCAGGCACAUUGGGUGUAACGGGUGCCGUCCGAGAGAACGACUGCGAAUCUUCGUUAGAAGCCAAAAAUCGAGUUGACUCGAUUCUACAAUGGGCUCAAAAGGCUGGGAAAUCGACAGGGAUCGUAACAACAACCAGAGUCACCCACGCUUCUCCUGCCGGCGGUUACGCCCAUUCUGCCAACAGGGAUUGGGAGAGUAGUGCACCCGGAGACUGUUUAGACAUUGCUCAACAAUUAGUCACCCAAGAACCCGGGAUAGAGUUAGAUGUGAUAAUGGGGGGAGGUCGGCAAGAGUUCCUGCCAAAAUACAUUAACGGCAACCGCGAAGACGGUCGAGAUUUGAUUGCAGAGUGGAAGAUCCGGAUGAAGAAGAACAAUCAGAGAUACGACUACGUGAGAAACAAAACGGAGCUGUCCAAUUUGAACUUAAACAACGUGGACAAGCUUCUGGGUUUGUUUUCGAUGAGCCACAUGUCGUACACGGGCACCAAAGAGCUGGAAAGAGACGAACCGUCUCUCAGUGAAAUGACUUUGGCGGCCAUCGAAGUGUUGCGGAAGAACAACAACGGAUACGUGCUAUUCGUCGAAGGCGGCAGAAUCGAUCAUGCGCACCAUCAAAAUCUAGCACACAUGGCCCUGACUGAGACGAUAGCGUUUUCCAAAGCCGUAGACGUUGCCGACACGAUAACCAAUCCGAAGAACACGCUGAUCGUGGUCACGUCAGACCAUUCGCACACCAUGACCAUAAACGGAUAUCCAGCCAGGGAGGAUUCAAUCAUCGGUGAAGUAGACCGCGAAGAAGGGCCUUAUUCGAUAUUGAGCUAUGCCAAUGGGCCGUCUGCGUCGGCGCAGUCUUACAGAAAACAGAUGUCUAAGUAUGGUGAAAGUUUUGCACUCUAUCCGUCCUUAGUGCCAAUGUCAACAGAAACACACGGUGGGGAAGACGUGGCCGUAUGGGCUCGGGGACCAUGGGCUCACUUGUUUGUCGGCAGUUUUGAACAAAACAUGUUACCUUUGAUUAUGUCUUAUGCUUCUUGCAUAGGACCAAACAAAGAGAAAUGCUCAAAUAGAUAGUUUAUAUCAAUUGAGUAUCUAUCCAUUUGUUAACUUUUUUAUUAUGUUGUGAUUACCAGUUGUUA
This is a messenger RNA of Adelges cooleyi (spruce gall adelgid), 1739 nucleotides long. RefSeq names its product membrane-bound alkaline phosphatase-like. The transcript has 9 exons. The record is from RefSeq and is a predicted model, not a curated record. Gene Ontology annotation, biological process: dephosphorylation. Gene Ontology annotation, molecular function: alkaline phosphatase activity. NCBI's taxonomy places the organism in Eukaryota, Metazoa, Arthropoda, Insecta, Hemiptera, Adelgidae. The coding region runs from base 145 to 1674 and encodes 509 amino acids.